Molecule: messenger RNA, 498 nt
Organism: Saprolegnia diclina VS20
Lineage: Eukaryota; Oomycota; Saprolegniomycetes; Saprolegniales; Saprolegniaceae
Exons: 1
Coding region: 25-498 (157 amino acids)
Source: RefSeq, a predicted model, not a curated record
CCUCUCCGACUUCCCAAGACAACGAUGAACUCCCUCCUCCGCACGAUGCUCGCGACGAUGGUCUUGAGCGCCAUGACGACUGCUUCGGUCGAUGUUCAAGAUGGGUACGGCCAAGAAGCCAGCGAAUACAGCCCCCAGACGAGCUACAACGGUGGUGGCGGCAACAAGUACGGCUUGCGUGGCGGGUAUGGCCAGGGUUACGGCCAGGGCUACGGCGCGUCCAACUAUGGCGGCGGUGGUUUGGGCGGCCGCGGCUAUGGCGGCGCUGCCAGCUAUGGUGCAGGCUAUGGCAUCGGCAACACGUACGGCGGCGGCAAGGGCGGUGCCAGCUACGGCCAGCGCUACAACCGCGGCUACGGUGUCGGCAACACGAACGGCGGUGGCAACACGUACGGUGAAGGACAAGGGUACGAUGGCGGCAACACGUACGGUGAAGGCCAGGGUUACGGCGCUGGAGCCAGCUAUGGCGGGCUCGGUUCGAACCAGUACUUCCGCUAG